Messenger RNA from Pyricularia grisea, 2385 nucleotides. RefSeq lists its product as uncharacterized. NCBI's taxonomy places the organism in Eukaryota, Fungi, Ascomycota, Sordariomycetes, Magnaporthales, Pyriculariaceae. The transcript has 2 exons. Bases 1 to 2385 code for a protein of 794 amino acids. The record is from RefSeq and is a predicted model, not a curated record.
AUGAAGGCCACCAAAGAAGAUCUGGAGCAGCAGAGGCUGUUGCCGGCUUAUCGAGAACAAACGGUCACAGUCGACAAUGAGGCCGCACAAAGCUCAUGCUCGCGCCGGAGAAGACCGCGACUGAUACCUCUUCUGUUGGUAAUAGGGAUUUUCUCUUUACUACUGCUACCAAGCAGAACUGCGGUCGGAUGUCACAAGCCACCCACAGCUGCGGUAUCUACAUACAACUCAACUGCAAAACCACCAGAUUACGGCCAAUCCAGUGCUUCCUCGGUCUAUAAUGUGUGGGCACAAAAGAGCGCCGCAAAAGGCAAAGAGUCCUCAUUGACUUCAAACAUGGCCGAGCGGGCGAUCUCAGCUGUUCGCAGCACUGCUUCAAGUGUCCUUCCCAAACGGCAAGUUGGGAUUCCAGGCCUUACAACCCCGCUGCGACCAGUGCUGCAGUGUUUUGAGGUUUCCCAGCCGGUCCUCACACCGGCAAAUAGUACUCGAGCCGGGGGCGCGUCUUGCUCAGCUCGGCUGAUGGAACACGUCUUUGCCUUCAGCUACGGCAAGCCUUUUGUUGGAAAUUACACACCGCCUAACUGCGACUUCAACCGGGUGGUCAUGAAUUUCAGCGUGGUUUCAGCAGGGAGACAGUUCGACCGCCUUGCGCUCAUGUACUUGGGCGACACAGAAGUCUGGCGAACAUCAACAGCCGAGCCUACGGCCUCUCCGGGUAUUCACUGGGAGUACCACAAGGAUAUGACGCAGUACCUUUCUCUCUGGAAGAAGCCGCAGACGGUUAUUUUUGACCUCGGAAACCUGAUUGAUGCCAACUAUACGGCUUCCUUCAACACAACCUUAACGGCCACUUUCUUCAAAGACGAUGUCCGGACGGCCACUGCCCCUCCCGCCGAUGUCAUUAUCCCGAUCACUGCUCUCAACUAUAGCAAGAACGAGGGUACGCCGACCAGCGUCUUCACUCUCCCGGGAAUGAACGCCAGUACCACUGUGAAGUCGUUCCCCCGCAAUGCCAACCGUGCAGUUCUGGCAAUUCAAGCCAAUGGGCAGGCCGCAGAGGAGUUUUGGUGGUCAAAUGUCCUACAGAGUGACGUGGCUACCUUUAACGCCACCAACGGCAUGGCCCCGGGCAUGAGCCCUUUCCGUGAGGUUGCCGCCAUGAUAGAUGGGAAGCUUGCCGGCUUUCAGUGGCCAUUCCCUGUCAUCUUCACUGGAGGAGUGGUGCCCACGCUUCACCGGCCAGUGGUUGGGCUGCAAGCUUUCAACCUUCGUGAACACGAGAUUGAUAUUACGCCAUGGCUUCCGCUUCUAUGUGACGGAAAUCCUCAUACGUUUUCGUUCCAGAUAAGGGGAUUACUGGAUGACAAUGGCAAAAGCGGCACUUUGUCAAACAACAUCACCAGCAGUUGGUACAUUACCGGCAAAGUCUUUGUCUGGUUAGAUGAUGAAGGUUCCAUCACCACAGGGAGCACCCCGGAGAUCCAGGGCGCGGAUCCCUCCAUCGACCUCUCACAACACGCCAUAGGCCGAGACGCGCAAGGCCGUAACCGGACUUUGACUUAUAACGUCGCCGUCAAGCGCGAUUUUACCGUAAAGUCAACAGUCAAGACUCAAAAGUCGAGCUUUCAAUCUUCCUGGAGACAGCGCUUAUCCUAUGACAACAAGAACAACGUCACCAAUUACGGCUUGAAUCAAGUCACCAAAUUUGGCAUCCUGGGAUCGGACAAUGCAUACUCCGACGAGAAAACAAUUUACGGCCAAGAUUAUGAUUAUCCCCUAUCGGUGGACAUGCGGACCGUCAACUCCCCGCAGACCAACACCACGACGCUGACCGCCAGCAUGUACCAAGGCAUGACAUUCCAGAUCGCCGGCAGGUCCGUCUUCCCAGACGGUUUGGAAGUGUUUGCUGGGACGCGCAACGACAAGAACUUUAGCGCCAGCAUCCUCUCGACCUUCCGCGACGGGUCCGCCUAUUUCCAGCAGACCAGUAUCCCCGGGCGGCCCUCCACAUCCACCGGCUCCGGCAACAUCAGGCAAGAGUUUUCGUUUGGGGGUAAUUUUGAACGGUACCCAGACAUAUUCAACGCCACGGCGGGCAUUGGUACGCAGCCGGACGUGAUGCUUUACUACCGGAACCUGACCGUUUUCAACAAUUCUGUGACGCGUGAUCGUGAGACCGUCGCCGGCCGGAGGAACGACAAGGACUCCUCUACUAAUGCUUCUGCCCCAUCGGUGAAUACGAACGUCGGAGCUGAACCUGCGCAGGAUCAGGUCUUGUUAAACUCUGCCUCGUCAAAGGGUGACUUUGCCCCGGCGAGGUUUCCGAGAACUGCAAAUCUUGGUGUAGGGUAUGCCGCGUUGGUGGCAAGGCGGUGGCAGUAG